AUGUAUCGGGUUGAAAAGAAAAGUGCUAAAUCCUCGCGGUCACGACCUGUGUCGUGCCAUUCUUGUCGGUCGAGAAAAUUGAAAUGUAGUCGGCAAUUCCCUUGUUCGAACUGUACCAGCCGGGGCACAACCUGUCAGCUCUAUCCAACACCGUCAGUAUCAGUGAGUCCACAAAACGGGAUUGCAGAGCUUCCCGUCGAUUCAAAUAUGGAUGUUCUGGCACGUUUGCGCCGGUUGGAGGAGAUCGUCAUCGGGAAUGGGAAAUCAUCUAGUCCCAUGGACCAAGCCGCAAUCCAAGCGCCGUCACUUCCCUCUCCUUACAAUCGGCAUUCAGAGCAUCCAUAUAUGAUGCAUCAAGGGCAGUCAUCUGCGGCUGCUGUCAAUUGGCUGGAAGGCGAGAUCACAUCGCCAGGCUCAGCGGGUUGCCUCUUGAGAUAUGAACUUGAAUUUCGAAUCUGUCAUAUUCGGAACGCGGUAGGAUCUUCGCAAAUGGCUCUCCCAAAUUCACCCGCAAAGAAGUGCAUAUGGCUGCCGCUCCACAAAGAAGCGAAGAUGAUAGUGGAAAAGUACAUCUCAGAGCUUACCUAUCUUCACCAUGUGGUCCAUAUACCCUCGCUGCGUACUAUGAUUGACAAUCUUUAUCAUUGUCUUGGAGAAAGCAGGCCCUUGAAAGUCGGGCAAGUCUCAUUGCUCUUAGCUAUCCUCGCUACCACGACAACCUUUUGGGCUGAGCACGAUAUGCAUUAUCCCAUAUUCCCUUCCAUUGAAGAAGCGAACUCUCAAUCUACCCAAUGGAUGAAGCUCGCCACGGAGGUGCUCGAAUAUUCGCGCUCGAAACAUCUCGAGUCUGUAGAAGAUGUCCAGGCGAUGGUCAUUCUCGUUUUUGUGACCACAAAUCUCGUGGGCAUCGCUUCACAAGCUCGGCACAUAGUUUCCACGGCUAUUUCUGUAGCCAGAGAGUUGUCUAUGCAUCGAAUUGAUCAUCCGGACAAUUCCGGUCUCGAGGUGCCACUGCCCUCUUCUGCGAAAGCAGAGAUAUGUAGAAGGCUAUGGUGGUAUCUCGUGGCAACUGAUUGGCAAGCUUCUCUUCAUAUUCUUCCACGGUAUCUAAGCUGA
Messenger RNA from Penicillium soppii, 1116 nucleotides. RefSeq names its product transcriptional regulator family TF. Gene Ontology annotation, molecular function: DNA-binding transcription factor activity, RNA polymerase II-specific; DNA binding; zinc ion binding. The coding region runs from base 1 to 1116 and encodes 371 amino acids. NCBI's taxonomy places the organism in Eukaryota, Fungi, Ascomycota, Eurotiomycetes, Eurotiales, Aspergillaceae. The record is from RefSeq and is a predicted model, not a curated record. The transcript is spliced from 2 exons. Gene Ontology annotation, biological process: regulation of DNA-templated transcription; DNA-templated transcription.